AUGAGGUUCCGGUACGCGAUGGUCUGUUCGUCGAAUCAGAACCGGAGCAUGGAGGCUCACGCUCUACUAAAGAGGCAAGGUCUCGACGUUGCUUCGUAUGGGACUGGGUCUCAUGUAAAACUACCUGGACCGUCUGUCAACGUCUACGAUUUUGGAACUCCUUACAAGCAGAUGUUCGAUAAACUCAGGCGCAAGGAUUCCGAACUUUACAAGCGGAAUGGUAUUUUGCAGAUGCUUAAGAGGAAUUUAUCUGUGAAACUUGCUCCCCAGAGGCGGCAUGAUAAUGCUGGUGAUGGUGUGUUUGAUGUUGUAAUGAGAUUUGAAGAAAAGGUUUUCGAUUCAGUUCUUGAAGAUCUUAACAACAGAGAACAGCCACUUAUGAAAACCAUACUUGUGAUGAACUUGGAAGUUAAAGAUAACCACGAAGAAGCAGCUAUUGGUGGCCGACUUGCCUUGGAACUCUGUCAAGAGAUUGAAGGGAAUGAAGCAUGGGAAGAUACAAUCGAUGACAUUGUCGCAGGUUUUGAAAAACAACAUUGGCGGAAACUUGUCUAUAGCAUCUCAUUUUACUGAAGAUACCAUCAUCAGUUGCAGUAAGCAGUCAA
Eutrema salsugineum is the source of this 605-nucleotide messenger RNA. RefSeq names its product RNA polymerase II subunit A C-terminal domain phosphatase SSU72. Gene Ontology annotation, biological process: termination of RNA polymerase II transcription. Gene Ontology annotation, molecular function: RNA polymerase II CTD heptapeptide repeat phosphatase activity. Gene Ontology annotation, cellular component: mRNA cleavage and polyadenylation specificity factor complex; nucleus. Lineage: Eukaryota; Viridiplantae; Streptophyta; Magnoliopsida; Brassicales; Brassicaceae. Bases 1 to 573 code for a protein of 190 amino acids. The record is from RefSeq and is a predicted model, not a curated record. The transcript is spliced from 4 exons.